Messenger RNA from Ricinus communis (castor bean), 879 nucleotides. RefSeq names its product probable glutathione S-transferase parA. The transcript has 2 exons. The coding region runs from base 69 to 734 and encodes 221 amino acids. The record is from RefSeq and is a predicted model, not a curated record. Gene Ontology annotation, biological process: glutathione metabolic process. Gene Ontology annotation, cellular component: cytoplasm. NCBI's taxonomy places the organism in Eukaryota, Viridiplantae, Streptophyta, Magnoliopsida, Malpighiales, Euphorbiaceae. Gene Ontology annotation, molecular function: glutathione transferase activity.
UUGCUCCAAGUAGAGAAAUAUUAAUUAAGCACAAAAGAUAACUAGUCUGUUUUGAGUUAUAAUUAAACAUGAGCGAGUCUGACGAGCUAGUUUUACUGGAUCUCAGUGCUAGUCCAUUUGCAGCAAGGGUGAGGAUAGCCUUGGCAGAGAAAGGAUUGAAGUAUGAGUCGAGAGAAGAAGAUCUGAGCAACAAGAGCCCUUUACUUCUAGACAUGAAUCCAAUCAACAAGCAAAUUCCUGUCUUGAUCCAUAAUGGCAGACCUAUAUGUGAGUCAAUGAUUAUAGUCCAAUAUAUUGAUGAGUUCUGGAACCAUCAAUCUCCACUAUUGCCUUCUGAUCCUUACCAACGAGCCCAUGCCAGGUUUUGGGCUGACUACAUAGACAAGAAGAUUUACCCUACUGGACGUAUGCUCUGGGCAUCUAAAGGUGAACCUAAAGAAGCGUCAAAGCAGGAAUUGAUCGACUCCUUGAAGAUUUUGGAGAAAGAGCUCGGAGAGAAGGCAUAUUUUGGAGGUGACAGCUUUGGAUAUAUAGAUUUGGCACUUGUUCCUUUCUGCACCUUCUUUUACACGUUUGAGAUGCUAGGAAACUUCAGUGUGUCAGCGGUGUGCCCUAAGCUUGUGGAGUGGGGUAAGAGAUGCUUGCAGAAGGAGACUGUGUCCACGUCUUUAUGCGACCAUCUUAAAGUCUACGAAGUUAUUUUGGAGAUAAGAAAGAAACUGGGCGCUGAAUAAUUGCUUUCAAGCAAUCAACGGUUAAUUUUCAUGUAAUAUCGUGACUCAUAAUAAACACGUAUUCGAUUUAAUAAAUAAGUUGGUCUUGUUUCGUGCUUACGCUACUUUUGUUAAAGGCUCAUAAAUAAAUAUAGUUUUUGUUAUA